CACUCUCGACUCGGCGCGUGUAAAAGAGAUUUGACAUCUAAAAGACAAAGGAGUCUCUGUGAGUUCGUGUAGCACUGGACUGAGCACAGAUAAGUCCAUUUUUAGUCCUCCUCUUUUCUUCAAUCUUUCUUUAAUGACCCAUUCACCAGCAACAUACCACCAUUUUCAAUAUCUUGAUUCUUGAUUGGUUUCUGUGACUUCCAGUGAUUACAGAUCCCUAUCUUCUGUUUUCUGUUUUUUUUUUUGUUUUUCUUUUUUCAUGGAAGCAAACUCAAACGCUAGCAUCGCCAUUCAUAGUAAGUUACAAAAGAAGCAAAAAAGAUGGUUUCUUUUAUUAAUAUCAUCACUAUUACUAUCAACCCUUUUAAUCUUUAUCACUAUAACAUCCUCUUCUACUCGUACCCAGUUUCUUUAUCUUUAUCCCCAUCAAUAUAUCACCAAAAAGAAUAGUUUCCCUUUUGAUGUUCCACAUUUUGUGGAAUCAAAACUACCUAAACCUGUUGUUUCAUCACUUGCAAUACCCCGUCUCGCGUAUUUAAUAUCUGGCUCAGCUGGAGAUGGUGUGAAUGCAAAAAGGACAUUGAAAGCUUUGUACCAUCCGAGGAAUCAGUAUGCCGUGCAUUUAGACUUGGAGGCGUCGGUGGAGGAGAGAUUGGAGUUGGCCAAGUGGGUAAGGGAAGAGAAGGUUUUUAAACAAGUCGGGAAUGUGAAAGUUAUUGUUAGGUCUAAUUUGGUUACUUAUAGAGGGCCUACUAUGGUUAGUAAUACUCUUCAUGCUGCUGCUGUUUUGUUGAGAGAUGGUGGUGAGUGGGACUGGUUUAUCAAUUUAAGUGCUUCUGAUUAUCCCUUGGUGACUCAAGAUGAUCUGCUUCACACUUUGUCUGGCAUUCCAAGAAAUCUUAAUUUUAUUGAGCACACUAGUGACAUCGGUUGGAAGGAGUAUCAGAGAGCUAAGCCUGUCAUUAUUGAUCCAGGGCUGUAUAGCUUGCAAAAGUCAGAUGUUUAUUGGGUGUCAGAGAAAAGAAGUGUGCCAACAGCUUAUAAAUUGUUUACAGGUUCUGCUUGGAUGAUGCUCUCUCGCCCCUUUAUGGAGUACUGCCUGUGGGGCUGGGACAACCUCCCAAGGAUAGUCCUCAUGUACUAUGCAAACUUCCUCUCUUCGCCUGAGGGGUAUUUCCACACAGUGAUUUGUAAUGCUGAGGAAUUCAAGAACACAACGGUUAACCAUGAUCUUCAUUUCAUAUCUUGGGACAACCCUCCAAAGCAACACCCUCAUUUUCUCACUGUUGAUGACUACCAGAGGAUGGUUGAUAGCAAUGCACCCUUUGCAAGGAAAUUUGGCAGGAAUGAGCCAGUUCUUGACAAGAUUGACUCUGAGAUUUUGGGUCGCAGUGCUGAUGGGUUCGCACUAGGUGGUUGGUUCAAUAAUGAAGGACAUGAAAAUAUGACUAUCCCAGACAAUAUCAGGACGAACAACACUGAACUUAAGCCUGGUCCUGGUGCUCAAAGGCUCAAGCGUCUGAUCACCAGUAUUUUGUCAGCAGACGAUUUUCAUUCAAGUCACUGCAUCUGACACAGUGACAUUUUGAUUUUUCAGAGAAAUAAUGAUGCGGAAAGGCACAGUUUUAACUUGGUCAUUGAUGGAUCCUAUGUUCCAUUGAUGACGAAAGACUGUUAUAGUGGAACAAAUAACAAGCUAUAGGAACAAAUGGGGGAAGAAAACUACUCCCUCACUAGAAUAUAUGAUACAUACGUAGUUUUUUUUAGCUCAAUUGCUAAAUAGGCGAUAUGUAGCUCACCGUAUCAUUUGUUUUACAUCACAUAUUAGAUGUCUGCCAAUCACAGUUUGCCACGUAUUAAUUCGUAUA
Molecule: messenger RNA, 1868 nt
Organism: Ricinus communis (castor bean)
Lineage: Eukaryota; Viridiplantae; Streptophyta; Magnoliopsida; Malpighiales; Euphorbiaceae
Product: beta-glucuronosyltransferase GlcAT14B
Exons: 4
Coding region: 260-1573 (437 amino acids)
Cellular component (GO): membrane
Molecular function (GO): glucuronosyltransferase activity
Source: RefSeq, a predicted model, not a curated record